Molecule: messenger RNA, 1772 nt
Organism: Mytilus trossulus (common blue mussel)
Lineage: Eukaryota; Metazoa; Mollusca; Bivalvia; Mytilida; Mytilidae
Exons: 4
Coding region: 22-1671 (549 amino acids)
Source: RefSeq, a predicted model, not a curated record
AUUUCCCUUAUUUUUGUGAGUAUGAAACUUGUAGAUAAAGUAGUGUUAUUUGUGUUUGGAGCAGUUCUCGUUGCAUACAUUGUAUAUGUUUAUGAUAAGAAAACAAAACUUGGAAGUCAGCAGUCUUUGAGAGUACCGUUACUUAAAGACAAACUAAUAUGGAAGCCACAGGAUGUAGUAUCGAUAAGAGCGCCACAGGAUGCAGUAUUGAAAAGAGCUGUCGAUGCUCUGAAAGUCAAACAUCCGAUAAAGCCAAAUAUUACAAAGGCUCUGGUUCUGAAGAAUCCGGCUCCGCAAUCGUUUUUGUCUGAUAAGAUAUUACAAGAUGGGUUGAAGGUCAGCUUUUCAAGAAAUAAAUUACAAGUGAAUAUUGUAGAAGAAAAUGAAAAAGCACUGGUUUACUGGCUAUCAAUGGCUAAGUAUAAGAUGAUAAAGAUGACCGGCAAUACCCUGAUAUUAUUCAGCAACCAAUUAGAUAUGUCUGUUCCUCCUUAUUUCCAACGAUUUCCCUUCCAUAGAGUACCACAGAACGACAAGGAAAUGCUUUAUGUAUUGCAGAGCGGAGGAACUUUUCUCAUGAAAGCUAUCUUAACUGGAAUUAUCAAAAGAAUAAUUUGGAUACGACCCUCGUGGAUUAAAAAACCGUCAUCGGCAGCAUAUUCGAAACAGAUGAUUGGAAUCGGAAUGAUCAAAACGAAAACUAGGAUUAGUUACUGUACUUGUCAAUCAAAUAAAUGCAUCAUUCAAGGAUCUUAUAAGGCAACCACGCAAUGCCACCUGAAAAUGAAUGUGCUUGUUGAAAACUUGAAGGAGACCGCGUAUCAGAAAAAGUCAAUGGAAAAAAAUUGGUUGCCACAAGCAGAUAUCUUAUUGCAUAUUGAUAGCACAUAUUUCGGAUACGUAUCACCAUCUGCGAUGUUGUCGAAAAUGAUUCCUGACGGUAAAGUUCUGGAGAAAAUUGACAAUUUGUCAAAGAAACUAUUCUGUCCGAAAUCCAUUCCGGACGAAAUAUACAUAGAUCGACUUUUGUUGAAGGCCAUUGAAUAUUCUUUAAUAGAAAAGGAAUGUGCAAAAAAUAAUACUAAAAAGAUAAAAACUGGACCGUUCGCAAAAUGUGUUGGCGUUAAAAAGGCUAAUUUUAAAAUGGAUGAAGAAAUUUAUAAAUUUUUGAAGCGUAAACUAGUCGACACUGAAAUUCCAUAUUUAUGUUCCACAUAUUCACACUUUGUUGAUUUCCUAAUCAAAGAAAUGUCGACAAGUCUAACUCAGAGGAGAAUACCACAACUAGGGAUUCUAAAGCUAACUGGCUUUUGUUUAUCUACUACCGUUAAAGCACCAGGACAAUUUGGUCUUUGCAAAGGAUCUAAAGCUUUCGGACAAACUACAAAAUUUAUGCCGUCCCACAGACCAACAAUGAAGGAGAUAAAAGCUAAAAUUGACUUAUUACGUCCUUUUUUAAAACGACUUGCCGUAAAAAGUGUAAAGACAAUUACGUUUUGUCGAAAUGUUAGACAUGGAUAUGCACCACGUUUAUUCUUGCCUCUUAUUGAAACAAGUCUGCUCAAAUCAUUUAAUAUAUCUUUCCCUCGUUUUACAUUAAACUAUGACAGACAUAUAUUGGGACACAAACAGGGUUGGUUCUAUCGAACAUAUCUAAAGGACACAUUAUAAUGUUUCAGGUUACUGGAAUAAACAAAUAGUACUUAUGUUACAUGCUACACACGAAUUGUCUCAACUGAUUUGGUGACUGAGUUUUGAUAUUGCCUAAAUGA